AUGGAAAAAAAGAUUAACGAUGAGGAGUUUGGCAUUUUGUCGCAAGGAAACAGUUACUUAUCGAUUCAAGCCACUGUCUCUGCAAUUAGCAACUUGAUAUAUUCGCAGUCCAAAAUCGAAUCUCCGACUGGGCCCUCCCGAAAAGAGAUGUUAUCCUCUUAUUACAACUCGGUAAUCACUUCGUUAUACGUUCCAUUGUUUGCGACAGCAACAGACACCGAUGCGAAUGGGAAAGUAACUCAAGAAGAACUCGAUAGAACAUUGUCUAUAUUGAACACAUCACACAUCGACUUAAACUCGGACACCGUGUUAGCAAAUACUAUUUUAUUUGAAAUACUCGACACCGACAAUGAUGGUAAAGUCCCAACAAACGACAUUAUUCAUUUUGUCGUCAAGAUUUCUGGUAAAACUCCAAGCUCACAAGCAACUGAGGGUGUUCGCAAUUUGGUCGACCCUUUGAACACAUCGUUUGUCACUCUUGACAAUUUUGUAAAGGCGAUGAAUCAAUGA
Entamoeba invadens IP1 is the source of this 510-nucleotide messenger RNA. RefSeq lists its product as hypothetical. The record is from RefSeq and is a predicted model, not a curated record. The coding region runs from base 1 to 510 and encodes 169 amino acids. Lineage: Eukaryota; Evosea; Mastigamoebida; Endamoebidae. The transcript has a single exon.